AUGAAUAUCUCCCCCUUUGUCCCACGGCUUGCCAAAAUCCUGCCCCUCGACUCCGACUCCCUAAGCCAGAUUCUCACCUACGCCGCCGACCUUUCCAAGGAAGAAGCCGCCGACCACCUCAAAAAUCUCCUAGGCGACUCUCCCGCUGCAUUCGAAUUCAUAUCAGCGUUUAACUCGCACAGGGACGAGCGUCAACAACAAUCUACCACAGCGUCGCAUCCCUCGCCGUCUCAGACACCAAGCCCCGGAGCAGGCUCUACAAGGAAAAAUAAGAAGAGCAAACCACCGCUGCAUAGCGCGGGACCUCCACGGAGGCCUGAGAAUUUCGGGAAUGUUGCUGGGGGUUACAAGAAAGCAGAUUUGGAUGAGGAUUAUAUGUCUUCGAGGAGCCGGACGCUGGAUGUUGGACCGAGCUCGAGUUUGAAGAUACCUUCGCACCAGGGAUCUGCAACAUCGUCAAGAAAUCAAUCGCCCACUGGUGGAGGAGGUGGGGGAUCGAAAGCCCCGCCCUCUGCUGCCGGGCCAGUAUUAUCAGAUCUUCUUCCAAAUGUGAAGUCCAAGGCGGCAAAGCCUUCGAGGGCUGGAGGAGGCGGAGGUUCUGGGACGGCGACGCCGAAAGGAUCCCUGACUACGAACAACAUUUCAGAUCUAACGGCCGCGAUUGCUGCGCUGGAAGUAUCUACGAACCCGAAGCUAGGUGGUGAGAAGAGGAAAUGUACAUGCUACGGGACCCUACAUCCGGUAUUCGAUGCGGCGCCGAACUGCUUGAGCUGUGGGAAGAUAAUCUGCUCGCUGGAGGGGCUGCAGCCAUGUUCGUUCUGCGGGACACCGUUGUUGUCUAACGAUGAGAUUCAAAGUAUGAUUCGUGAGUUGCGGGCGGAACGGGGGCAAGAGAAAAUGCGCGCGCAUAACGAUAGCCUUCACCAUGAGGGCGGCCCUGGAGUGACUACUUCCAGCCCAUCGCAGUCGUCUAGUAAGUUGGAUGCUGCGAGAGCGCACAGGGACAAGCUUUUGCAGUUUCAAGCGCAGAAUGCAAAGAGAACGCGCGUGGUCGAUGAGGCCGCCGACUUUGAUACACCUAACGUUUCCUCUACGAUGUGGAUGACACCGUCACAGCGAGCGCUGGCGCUCAAGAAGCAGCAACGAAUUAUGCGCGAGAUGGAGGAGAAAGCACGACCGGAGUGGGAGAAGAAGAAGGCGAUUAUGAGUUUGGAUAUCAAGGGCGGUCGUGUUAGAAAGGUGUAUCAGACCGCACCAACUGAAACUACUUCCGCCGCAGCGGAGGACGAGGAGACAGAGGAUCUCUCCUACGAUGUUGGCCGCCAACGAAGCGGCGGUGAGGCAUUUAGUCGCAAUCCUCUGCUUGCGGCUGGUGGCCUGAUGCGACCUGUUUGGAAAGCGCCUGAAGAGAAGAAGGGAGAGCCUAAAGAGCGACAGCAGACGUGGCGAAGAGUUCAAGAUGACAGAGAUGAUAACGAGCAGUGGAUUUUAGACGGAGGUUUGCACGGUUAUACAGAAUCAACAUCGGAGACGUAG
Messenger RNA from Aspergillus puulaauensis, 1536 nucleotides. Its product is annotated as C2HC5-type zinc finger protein. Gene Ontology annotation, molecular function: zinc ion binding. NCBI's taxonomy places the organism in Eukaryota, Fungi, Ascomycota, Eurotiomycetes, Eurotiales, Aspergillaceae. The coding region runs from base 1 to 1536 and encodes 511 amino acids. Gene Ontology annotation, biological process: regulation of DNA-templated transcription. The transcript has a single exon. The record is from RefSeq and is a predicted model, not a curated record. Gene Ontology annotation, cellular component: nucleus.